AUGAGCUCGAAGAAUCACCUGGAGGUCUCAUUCUCCGCUGAUAUCAACCAUGUCGAGAUUGACGAAUCGCAACGGCAAUCUUCGGUCGUUGUUGGCGGCGAGGUCGACAGUGCUGAAAGAGAGGAUCGCGAACCUGCAGAAGGAAACUACUUGGCCUGGGUAGGGAAUCACGAUGACACAGACCACAGUCGUCUCUUGGCCUACACAACUCGUCUUGUUCAGUCAGGAGCCACGGCAACCGAGAUGGCGGACGAUGAAGAAAGUUGCAGCCAUCACGACCGUGACAAUGAGGACAAGGACAACAAUCUGGACCCCUUAAGACGCCACUCAUCACAUCACAUUCUAACGGUGUGGAAGCAAGCCUCUGGGGUAGUUGAUAUAGGUGAAAUGGGAGGAACGACACUACAGGACGAAUCAAAACAAGGAAUCGACAACGAAGAACACGACGAAAGCUGCAGCGGAGACGACGAAGAGUCAUUUGUCAGCAAUUCUCAGUCAGCAGACUCUGUUGAUUCAGCAAUCGAAAUGGAGAAAUCCAUCAUGUUUGGAAUUGCCUUCUGGGUCCUUAUGCAGCAAGCCAUGAAGUAUGCAAGUGUCCUACAUGGCAAAUGCUGCAACUUUUUGAUGAAGUGCAUAAAGAAAUGUUGCAAACGAUUCAAUAAUGAUGAGACAGAGCCCAAGGAUGGAGCUGACCUCAUGGACAAUGGGGCUGAGAACGGCAAUACAAACUCAACUUCAAGAACAACACAGCAGACAGGGACUGCUACUGCAGUGGCAGUCAUGGCUUCCAUGGGAGGAGCAUCAGCAGCAGCUGGAGCAGCCGCAGGAGCCACAACUGCAGCGGCCACAUCAGCCACAGCAGCAGGGGCUUCUGCUGUAGCAGCGUCGGCAACCACAGUAGCGGCAGUGGCUACUGCAGCAGCUAUUACUGCAAGUCUGGUUUCAACAGUAGUUCGCCAGCAGCAGGCCACGGUCCCACGAGUAACAAUCAAUGAGACAUCUCCGUUGGCCAAUCACGCACUCUUUGAGCCUCCCCCCUGUGCCUUGAAUGGUCAAAUGAAGAUGGGCUAUGUGGAGCUCAAGUUUGAAGACAUGGACUCGAGCAAGAUUGGCCCCAUGCAGGAAGAAUUGGAGAUCCUUUUCCGCCAGGUCUACAAUGAGAUCACAGCAAUGUGCUUGGACCCAUUUCAACGAAUCAUGUUCUCGGCCAACAUGACAGGAUUCUACUCAGAGAACAUCACAACAUUCGCGAGAAUGCCACCCUCGUCAAUGGAACCUGCAACAGACGUUUAG
Messenger RNA from Seminavis robusta, 1293 nucleotides. Lineage: Eukaryota; Bacillariophyta; Bacillariophyceae; Naviculales; Naviculaceae. The record is from the annotation of a GenBank genome assembly.